Molecule: messenger RNA, 2770 nt
Organism: Oncorhynchus tshawytscha (Chinook salmon)
Lineage: Eukaryota; Metazoa; Chordata; Actinopteri; Salmoniformes; Salmonidae
Product: 1-phosphatidylinositol 4,5-bisphosphate phosphodiesterase eta-1
Exons: 20
Coding region: 221-2755 (844 amino acids)
Biological process (GO): lipid metabolic process; phosphatidylinositol-mediated signaling
Molecular function (GO): phosphatidylinositol-4,5-bisphosphate phospholipase C activity; calcium ion binding
Source: RefSeq, a predicted model, not a curated record
AUGGGGACUUGGCUGGUGGCGGUAGGGUCUUGCUCGGGACAGUUGGGCACUCCCUUCGCUACUAGAGGGAAACAGGAUAUUAUUGAUGUGCUUCAUGACAUGGAAGACAGGAACCUGAAGGAAUAAUAUUGUGUUCAAUAGAUGUUAAUAUUUUAUUAGAAGUUGAUUCUGGUAAGAUCGGACGAACGCAUCCCAUUGCACCCUCCAUCAUCCAUCCAUCAUGAGUUCCUGGGUUGUGAACAGGAAAGGAGGGCUGCGGUACUGCCACCACUUCCUCACAGACAACAGCAUCUUUCAUGUGGAGCGAUGUAUGAGUGCCAUGCAGUCAGGGACACAGAUGGUGAAGUUGAAGGCUGGUUCCAAGGGGCUGGUGAGACUGUUCUACCUGGACGAACAUCGCUCAUGCAUCCGAUGGAGACCCUCACGCAAGAGCGAGAAGGCCAAGAUCACUAUUGAUUCGCUGUACAAGGUGACGGAGGGCCGUCAGUCAGACAUCUUCCACCGCCAUGCGGAGAACAGUUUCGACCCGGCCUGCUGUUUCACCGUUUAUCAUGGCAACCACAUGGAGUCCCUGGACCUGGUGACCUCUAACACUGAGGAGGCUCGGACCUGGGUGACAGGACUACAAUACCUGAUGGCUGGCAUCAGUGACGAGGACUCACUGGCCAAACGACAACGCACACACGACCAAUGGAUGAAGCAGACGUUUGAGGAGGCUGAUAAGAACGGGGAUGGUCUGUUGAACAUGGAGGAGAUCUACCAGCUACUGCACAAGAUGAACGUCAACCUGCCCCGCAGGAAGGUCAAACACAUGUUCCAGGAGGCGGACUCGGAUGACCAACAGGGCACGUUGACAUUUGAGGAGUUCAGUGUGUUUUAUAAGAUGAUGUCUCUGCGGCGGGACCUGUAUCUGCUGCUCAUGGGAUACAGCGACAGGAAGGACCACCUGACUACCGACGAGCUGGCCAACUUCCUGCUCAACGAACAGAAGAUGGUGAAUGUGACUACAGAGUACUGUCUGGAUGUCAUUGAAAAGUUUGAGCUGUCUGAAGAGAACAAACAGAAAGGCAUUCUGGGAAUUGAGGGUUUCACCAGUUUCAUGCGCAGCCCCACGUGUGAUGUGUUUAACCCUGAACACCAUGAGGUGAACCAGGACAUGGAUCAGCCUCUGAGUAGCUACUACAUCUCCUCGUCACAUAACACCUACCUGACGGGAGACCAGCUGCUGUCUCACUCCAAGACAGACAUGUACGCCUGGGUACUACAGGCUGGCUGCCGCUGUGUGGAGGUGGACUGUUGGGAUGGUCCUGAUGGAGAGCCCAUGGUUCAGCAUGGUUACACUCUGACCUCCAAGAUCACCUUCAAGUCUGUCAUAGAGACCAUCGAAAAAUACGCCUUCAUCAGCAACCAGUACCCAGUGAUCCUGUCCAUAGAGAACCAUUGUAGCAUCCAACAACAGAAGAAGAUAGCCCAGCACCUCAGAGAGAUCCUGGGAGACAAGCUGGACCUGGGAGAGACCCUCCGCAGAGACUCUAUACAGCUACCCAGCCCCCACUGUCUACAGGGGAAGAUCCUCAUCAAGGGGAAGCGUCUCCCUCCCUACCUGUCUGUGGAUGUUGAGGAGGGGGAGGUGUCAGAUGAUGACGACAGUGCUGAUGAGAUUGACGACAACUUUAAACUAAAGAACAGCAAUAGUAAUGGUAACCACCAAGUGGAAAGUUACAUCAGGAAGAAGCUGGACUCUCUGUUGAAGGAGGCUCAGAUUGGAGACAAGGAGGACACAGACAGCUCCAGCAUCAGAGCCCUGCUCAGAGCCACACACGUGGGCCUGCAGAAGAACCUACCGAAUCCCAAAGAGGGACUUAAAAAAUCCCAAAGUCGAUCAUUCAUCAGCAACAUCAAGCAAAAGAGACACUCUAAAUCCAGGCUGAAGUCCCAGAGUACAGAUGGAGAGGAGGAAGGACAGGAGACCUCUGGGAAAGAGGCGGGAGGACAGAUCACCAGGGGAGGGAGGAAAAGGAAGACGAUGAAGCUGAGUAGAGAUCUGUCAGACCUGGUUGUUUUCACUAACUCUGUGGCCUCUCAGGAGGGACUGGACGACAGUACUCCUGGGAAUGUUCUGUCGUUCAGUGAGACUCGUGCCCAGCAGCUAGUGAACCACAGAGCUGAACGCUUCCUGUGUUUCAAUCAGCGACAGCUGUCUAGAAUCUACCCCUCAGCCUACCGUAUAGACUCGUCCAACUUCAACCCUCAGCUCUACUGGAAUGUGGGCUGUCAGCUGGUGGCUCUGAACUACCAGACAGAGGGUCGGAUGAUGCAGCUGAACAGAGCCAAGUUCAUGGUGAACGGUGACUGUGGCUACGCCCUCAAACCUCCACCCAUGUGUAAAGGCUCGUUCAACCCGUUCAGUGACGACCCCCUCCCUGCCUACCCCAAGAAACAGCUGGUGCUGAAAAUCAUCAGUGGACAGCAGCUUCCCAAACCACCAGACUCUAUGUUGGGGGACCGAGGAGAGAUCAUUGACCCGUUUGUAGAGGUGGAGAUCAUCGGCCUGCCAGUGGACUGCUGCAAGGAGCAGACUCGAGUAGUGGACGACAACGGUUUUAACCCCGUGUGGGAGGAGAACCUGUCCUUUACCCUCCACAUGGCGGAGGUGGCUCUGGUGCGUUUUCUCGUCUGGGACCACGACCCCAUCGGACGAGACUUUGUGGGCCAGAGGACUGUGGCCUUCAGUAGCCUGAUGCCAGGUCAGUGAGUGAGUGAGUGUGUG